UGCAUUGGUUAUUAUGUAUUAAAGUUUCUCACUCUCGCUCUCGCUCGCUUUCUCACUCCCAGUGUGGCCACGGCCUUACGGGCUUGUAGGUGUUAAAUGGCCAUGUCAGAUAUUUCCUUUAGCUUUCCUAAACAGACACAGGCAUCGAUGUAACAGUGUAAUUGACAUUGCAUAGAGUUGACAACAAUGGAGACGGGCAUCAGGGUUUAGUUAUAUCAUUAGGACAGCUGUGGAACUUAUUGGUGAGGCUAACUAAUUUUUGGGUUAAGAUUUUAUGUGGGUUUGGUGUUCUGGAGAGAGGUUGAGAUUAUUGGGAACGGCCUUUACUUUGUUGGCUGGUUGUCUCGUCUCAAUAGAGACGUAAGACAACCAUAUGUCAUAGUGACACACAGGUGACUCAAAACAAGGAGUCAUGCAAAAGUCAGGCAUCAGGGCUGAAAACUUAAAAAACUAUUGCUGCAGUGAUUAAUGGAAGCUUGGGUUUGUAAUAAGUGCCCUUUUAUGAUUUAUAUUCACAGUACAGGUAACUCUCGAUUUACGCGAGUAUUGCGUUCUUGGAGAGGUCGCGUAAAUCAAAAACAAUGUAAAUCAAACAAGAGGUAGGUUUCUGUCGAAAAAUAAAUACCGUAUUUUUCAGCGUAUAGCGCACACCUUUUUCUCAAAAAAAUGCCUGAAAGUUUAGCCCUGCGCCUUGUACUCCGAGUGUACAAAUUUUUAAUGAUUUUUUUCUUCUUUGGGGUGUUUUUAAGGGUCUGUUUUUUGUCUUAUCCAAUAACAACGGCAAACUUUCCUUUAUCAUUGUAUAUAAUCCUUCAUAGUCCGUAGCUGUCUUAUAAUAUGUUACCAUAGAAUACAGGGCGAUCUAAUAACUACUAUACAAAAUUGAAAUCGAUGGAGGAUUGCCCAUGCCUUGCUGUUAUUCCGUUUUUCCGUCGGGCGCCAUUUGUAUGAUCUUGAUCUUGAUGUCACAGGUGGCUUGAUUGUAUGACUAAGGAGCAGUACAAGCUACAUAAAAAAUCAUAUUGGAAAAAAAUAUCCAUGUGUUCAUUAUUAAUUAUUAAUAUUAGUGAGAAUAAUGGGGUAAAUAUGAUAUCAGAAACUGUACAUCACGAGUCUUGUACGAGGAGAUAUUUCGCGCAAUACCAGCCAGCCCGCCAUUUGCAUUGUUUACAAACCACACAACCACACCCACACAACAAACAGCUGCAUGGCGCGUGUCACCAGAAACGUGUGAAUUGUGUCUUGCCUAGUUCUCUGUCAUAACCUACGAGUGAUGCAUAACUGACCCAUAUGCCAUGAGGUGCCCCGGCCAGGAGGUGUACUAUGGGCCCCCGGCAGCAGUUUCUCAGAAUGAUUCAAGCCCAAAAAGAGCAUUGAUAUCAGGAGACAAGUUGGUGUUCUCUCCGCCCUUAUAUGUCCAGCGCUAUGAGGCAGUGCAAGAGAUCAUUAUGAACAGCAGACUGCCUGUGACUAAGGUUGUGGACAUCGGGAGCGCUGAGCUGAAGUUCUUCCGUAACCUGCGGUGCAUAAGGGGAGUGCAAGAGGCUGUGCUCCUGGAUAUUGACGAAGAAAAACUGCAGAGCUGCAAAUACCGCGUCCAACCCCUGAUGGCAGACUUCUUGCUGCGGCGACAGGAGCCUCUCACGGUGAAGGUGGUGUGCGGGGAUGCAAGAGUAUACGACCCCAUCCUCUCGGGGGCCCAGGCGGUCACUCUCAUAGAAGUCAUUGAGCACAUGAACGUGGGUGACCUGCCAGCCUUGGUGCAGUGUGUGUUCCAGCGCGUACGGCCACAUCUGGUAGUGGUCACAACCCCAAAUGCCGACUUCAACAAGUUUUUCCCAAACCACACGCCAGGAACCUUCAGACACUGGGAUCACAAGUUUGAGUGGACCGCCGAGGAGUUCCAGCAAUGGUGCCAAGGAGUUGUGGAGGAACACCCAGAGUACAAGGUGGAGUUCUCUGGCUGUGGCCUCGGCCCUGACGGCACCUGCUGCACCCAGAUAGCCAGCUUUUGGCACUACACGCAGUACCUAGAGCAGCCUGACAUUCCCCAAGCAGACACCACAGCCACACCACUUGCAGGGGAGGGCAACACCAUUGAAACAGCAAGCACAGACACAAGUUACAAAAUCGUGGCACAGACGGAGUUCCCGGUUGACACGAGGACGAAGGAGGAGUGGGAGAUGGACUACGCUCUGAGCCGCUUCAACUCCUUACGGAACUACCUUGUGACCGGGGAGAGGCAGGACAUUAACUUGGGCCCUCCCGUGUGGCAGCAGCAGCAGGAGCACACGGAUAACACGGACUACUUCACCCCACAGCCUGGCGUCGUGGGUGUGUUCUCCCCUCCCCUCCUUGGGCCUGUAGCGCCAGAGUAUGUUAACUACAUGGUGCCACAUUAUGAGAGCGAAGAGGCUAUGUACAAGGCAGAGAGCAUGAAGAAUCAGAAUUGCUUUUACAUAAUAGAUAACAGAUAUGCCGUCAUCCCCAUGAGGUCCCUCGAGCACUGGGUGAACACGGGGGUUGAAAUUGACGUAACUGAUGAGUUGAUCAGUAAGGCUGUAGAAGGUGAAUGCAUCGAGACGUCAGGAAGAGGCAGCUCCUGGGUGGGUAAGGUGAUGUUGUACGAAGAGAGUGUUUCCUUCGACAAGACAACUGACACUGAGGAGGACAGGGAAUUUCUGAGAUGGCCUUCCGUGGAGGGCUUAGACGAGGAGACCCACUGUGGCUUGGAGGACAGAGAGGUCAGGUCGCAGAGUGAGGGGCUUGUAGAGGAGUUGGAGAUGUGGGAUUGAGGCCCAAGUAAGUAGUAUCAGAUUGCAGUCAGGGAUUUGUACAUGACUUAGAGAGGAGAACAUAAGAACUCAAGAUCAUAAGAACCUGAUGUGGGAUUGAGGCCUAAAGUAAAUGGUGUUGGGUUGCAAAGUCUGGGAUUUGUACAUGACUGAGAGCUGAGAACACAAGAACAUAAGAUAGUAAGAACUCAAAGUAAGUAGUAUCAGGUUGCAAAGUCAAGGAUUCAUACAUGACAGAGAUGAGAAUGUAAGAGCAUUAGAUCAUAAGAACCUGAUGUGGGCUUCAAGUCUAUUAAGUAAAGAGUAUCAGGUUGCAAAGUUAAGGGUUUUUACAGGACUUAAAGAUGUGGGAUCAAGUUCUAUAAAGUAAAUAUCAGUUUGUCGAGUAAGGAGUUUGUACAAGACUUGGAAAUGUGGGAUUGAGGUGUAACAAAGAGUAUCAGGAUGCCAAGUUAUGGGUUUCUACAAGAUUUAGAGAUGUGGGAUUGAAGUCUAAUAAGAGUAUCAGGAUGCCAAGUUAGGGGUUACAAGACUUAGAGAUGUGGGGUUGAGAUCUAAAAUAAAUAGAACAUUUCCUUAUAGAUGGCAACAUAGGAUUGAGUUCUGUAAAAUAAAUAGGAUCAAGGGUUUGUACAAGAGUUAGAGAUGUGUGAUUGAGGACUAAUAUAGAGUAUCAGGAUGCCAAGUUAGGGGUUACAAGACUUAGAGAUGUGGGGUUGAGAUCUAAAAUAAAUAGAACAUUUCCUUAUAGAUGGCAACACAGGAUUGAGUUCUGUAAAAUAAAUAGGAUCAGGGGUUUGUACAAGAGUUAGAGAUGUGUGAUUGAGGACUAUAUAGAGUAUCAGGAUGCCAAGUUAGGGGUUACAAGACUUAGAGAUGUGGGGUUGAGGUAAAAAAUAAACAAAACAUUCCUUUAUAGAUAGCAACAUAGGAUUGAGUUCUGUAAAAUAAAUAGGAUCAGGGGUUUGUACAAGACUUUGAGAUGUGUGAUUGAGGACUAUAUAGAGUAUCAGGAUGCCAAGUUAGGGGUUACAAGACUUAGAGAUGUGGGGUUGAGGUCUAAAAUAAAGAGAACAUUCCUUUAUAGAUAGCAACAUAGGAUUGAGUUCUGUAAAAUAAAUAGGAUCAGGGGUUUGUACAAGAGUUAGAGAUGUGGGAUUGAGGACUAAUAUAGAGUAUCAGGAUGUCAAGUUAGGGGUUACAAGACUUAGAGAUGUGGGGUCGAGAUAAAAAAUAAACAAAACAUUCCUUUAUAGAUAGCAACAUAGGAUUGAGUUCUGUAAAAUAAAUAGGAUCAGGUUGCCAAGUUAGAGGUUUUGACAAAGAUGUGGGAUUAAAGUGUAAAAUACCUAGAACAUUCCUUAAUAGAUGGCAACAUGGGAUUGAGUCCUGUAAAAUAAAUAGGAUCGAGUUGCCAAGUUAGGAGGUUUGUAUGCUGGGUAGAAACAUGGGAUUGAGGUCUAUAAAAUCAAUACUAUCUUGCUAUAUAGAUAAAGACGUAGGAUUGAAGUCCAUGUAUAGUAUUUACUUCGAUGGAGAUGUGGGAUUGAGGUCUUUAACCCUUUCAAUACGGUGACGCUGAUGUCGGCGUCACCAUAUGGAAAAGGUUAAUCCUCUUUUAAACCUCUUAAUCCUCUUCCAUUUCCUCUUAAUCCUUUUCUAAAUCUCUUAAGAGGAAAUGGAAGAGUAUUAAGAGGUUUAGAAGAGAAUUAAUCCUCUUCCAAUUCCUCUUAACCCUGCGUCACCAUAUUGAAAGGGUUAAAAGUAGUUGUCUCUUCAUAUAUAGAUAAAAAGAUAUGGGAUUGAGGCCAAAAAUGAAUACCUUAUUAAAUAUAGAAGGUAAAAAGUCAUAAAAACAUUGCUAGAUUUACUUAUUACUCAGCUACUUUUACUACUACUGCUACAUGUACUUUUAAUAAUACAUGUCAAUCAGCUGCUGUGCAUUUGAAUACCACACGAAAGAGGGUAAAAGAAACGUGUCGGUACCUUCCUCCUUUUAUUGCAAAUGUCAUGUUUUUUCAUCUUGGUACCCAGUUGCUUUUACUACUACCACAUGCACUUUUAACCCGGUAGCAGCGACGGGCCAAAUUUGUGGCUUUACCGUGUAGCAGCGACAGGCAAAAUUUGUGGCUUUACCGUGUAGCAGCGACGGGCCAAAUUUGUGGCUUUACUGUGUAGAAGUGACGGGCAAAAUUUGUGGCUUUACUGUGUAGCAGUGACGGGCAAAAUUUGUGGCUUUACCGUGUAGCAGUGACGGGCAAAAUUUGUGGCUUUACCGUGUAGCAGCGACGGGCCAAAUUUGUGGCUUUACCGUGUAGCAGUGACGGGCAAAAUUUGUGGCUUUACCGUGUAGAAGCGACGGGCAAAAUUUGUGGCUUUACUGUGUAGCAGCGACGGGCCAAAUUUGUGGCUUUACUGUGUAGCAGUGACGGGCAAAAUUUGUGGCUUUACCGUGUAGAAGCGACGGGCAAAAUUUGUGGCUUUACCGUGUAGCAGUGACGGGCAAAAUUUGUGGCUUUACCGUGUAGCAGUGACGGGCAAAAUUUGUGGCUUUACCGUGUAGCAGCGACGGGCAAAAUUUGUGGCUUUACCGUGUAGAAGCGACGGGCCAAAUUUGUGGCUUUACCGUGUAGCAGCGACAGGCCAAAUUUGUGGCUUUACUGUGUAGCAGUGACGGGCCAAAUUUGUGGCUUUACUGUGUAGAAGCAACAGGCCAAGUUUGUGGCUUUACUGUGUAGAAGCAACAGGCCAAAUUUGUGGCUUUACUGUGUAGAAGCAACAGGCCAAAUUUGUGGCUUUACUGUGUAGAAGCAACAGGCCAAAUUUGUGGCUUUACUGUGUAGAAGCAACAGGCCAAAUUUGUGGCUUUACUGUGUAGAAGCAACAGGCCAAAUUUGUGGCUUUACUGUGUAGAAGCAACAGGCCAAAUUUGUGGCUUUACUGUGUAGAAGCGACGGGCCAAAUUUGUGCCAUGAUUUUAACCCCAAAAAUAGAUGAUACAUAAACUGAUCACAAAUGCUU
Eriocheir sinensis (Chinese mitten crab) is the source of this 5816-nucleotide messenger RNA. RefSeq names its product small RNA 2'-O-methyltransferase-like (gene Hen1). The record is from RefSeq and is a predicted model, not a curated record. The transcript is spliced from 8 exons. Gene Ontology annotation, molecular function: O-methyltransferase activity; RNA methyltransferase activity. Gene Ontology annotation, biological process: RNA methylation; siRNA processing; piRNA processing. Lineage: Eukaryota; Metazoa; Arthropoda; Malacostraca; Decapoda; Varunidae. Gene Ontology annotation, cellular component: cytoplasm; nucleus. Bases 1296 to 2795 code for a protein of 499 amino acids.